AUAUCACCUUUUCCAUUUGUUUGCUCGGUCUUUGCUUCAAAAUUGAGUCGAGCAAUGCUUCGUUAUUUGCGCUGUAGUUGCUUUAGGAACUGCUGCCGUUGUUUCUGUUGCUUUUACACUUACCCUUAAGGGCUGUAAGCUGUUCUUCUUAAACUCCCUUAUAAAGUUUCUCCCAAAGAUUUCGUUUUUUUUUUCAUUUCAAAAGUUCCACUUUUCAGGGUUUCAAUGGAUUUAUCUAAGCCUCAAUCGAGUUUGUCUCUAGGUUUUAUUAAAAAUUCCAUUACAGACGAUUCGAUUUCGCUACAAACCGACACCAGCUUUCGCCGCUCAUCGAACCCGGUCCGGCCCGUUCCUUUACAGUUCUUCGAGGAUAAGGAAGACGGUGCCCCUCAGUUCGAGAACGGCGAGCAAAAUGGACAUAACAACGAUGAUGAAGGAAUUAGGAUUUUAGGAAAAUCUAUGUGCCUGAAGAGACAAAGGGAUUCUAAACCUGUUUCGAACCCUUGUAGACGGUUAGCCGGCGAACUCAGCUUGGAGCAAAGACGAACAGCCGUCCGUUCAUGGGGGAACCAGCGGCUAGAAGAGGCGGAUCCAGAAGUGGGUGAAAUCAUGAAAAAGGAAAAACAAAGGCAAGUCUUGGGAAUUGAGCUUAUUGCUUCCGAAAACUUUGUGUGCCGAGCUGUGAUGGAAGCAUUGGGAAGCCAUUUAACGAACAAAUACUCCGAAGGCAUGCCAGGAGCCAGGUACUAUACGGGCAACCAGUUUAUAGAUCAAAUCGAAACCCUAUGCCACAAGCGUGCGUUGGCAGCCUUUAAUCUUGAUUCCGAGAAAUGGGGUGUUAAUGUGCAGCCAUAUUCAUGUACUUCUGAAUUUGCUGUUUAUACCGGAAUUCUGUUGCCCGGUGAUCGGAUCAUGGGGUUGGAUUCGCCGUCCGGAGGACAUAUGAGCCAUGGAUGGUAUAUGCCGGGUGGGAAGAAAGUAUCUGCUGCUUCUAUAUUUUUUGAGAGCUUUCCUUAUAGAGUGAAUCCUCAAACCGGGUACAUUGAUUAUGAUAAGCUUGAGGAGAAGGCGCUUGAUUACCGGCCCAAGAUUCUUAUUUGUGGUGGUAGUUCGUAUCCUAGGGAGUGGGACUAUGCCAGGUUUAGGCAGAUUGCAGAUAGGUGUGGAGCGGUGUUGAUGUGCGAUAUGGCUCAUAUUAGUGGUCUUGUGGCAGCUCAGGAAUGUGCCAGUCCAUUUGACUACUGUGAUAUUGUUACUUCAACAACUCACAAAAGUCUACGUGGCCCAAGGGGAGGUAUAAUUUUUUAUAGGAGGGGUGCAAAAUCUAAAAAGCAAGGCAUGUGUCUCAGUAAUGGUGAUUGUAGUGGCCAGUAUGAUUUUGAGGAAAAGAUUAACUUUGCUGUUUUCCCAUCAUUACAAGGAGGACCUCAUAAUAAUCAUAUCGCCGCUCUUUCCAUAACCUUGAAGCAAGUGGCUACACCAGAGUACAAAGCAUAUGUGCAACAGGUGAAGAAAAAUGCUCAGGCAUUAGCGUCUGCUCUGCUGAGAAGAAAAUGCAAGUUGGUUACUGGGGGCACCGACAAUCAUUUGUUGCUCUGGGACCUCACUUCUCUAGGCUUGACUGGUAAAUGCUAUGAGAAAGUUUGUGCAAUGUGCCACAUCACUCUGAACAAAACUGCUAUCUUUGGUGAUAAUGGUGCUAUUUCUCCUGGAGGAGUUAGAAUUGGUACACCCGCUAUGACAUCAAGAGGUUGUUUAGAGUCUGAUUUUGAGACAAUGGCCGACUUUCUUUACAGAGCAGCUCAGAUUACAAGUGCUGUAAAGAGAGAUCAUGGAAAAUUGCAGAAAGAGUUUCUCAAGGGUCUUCACAAUAACAAAGAUAUUAUUGAUCUUCGUAACCGAGUUGAAGCAUUUGCUGCUCAGUUUGCAAUGCCUGGAUUUGAUGAUUGAACAUUUAUAAAGAUGGUCUUGACACAAUUUUGUUAUUUCUCUGGCAUACCCCCUCAUCUUUUCCUGGUCAUUCAAUCAAUUUUGGCCGUUCAUGUCUUCCCAUUCUACACUUGUAAAUUACAUAGCGUAGGUCAAAAAUCACUUUGCUGAAUCAGUUGUCUUUCACUUGUGUAGCUUUGUAAAGAGUGAUUUGUUUCAAAACAGUAUAAAUAGUAUAUAUUUAUGAUGCAAUCAUAUUUUAUAGAACUGUAGUAUAUAGAUAUCUCCAUCCGGGAAGAACCUCAGCAACAAAUCCUACUAUAUCUGCCAUGUGGAUUGUGCCAACCUCAAAUUCAAUGCAGCCUACUGAAUUAGUCGGCACCG
This is a messenger RNA of Hibiscus syriacus, 2313 nucleotides long. RefSeq names its product serine hydroxymethyltransferase 7-like. The record is from RefSeq and is a predicted model, not a curated record. Gene Ontology annotation, molecular function: electron transfer activity; zinc ion binding; glycine hydroxymethyltransferase activity. Gene Ontology annotation, cellular component: cytoplasm. NCBI's taxonomy places the organism in Eukaryota, Viridiplantae, Streptophyta, Magnoliopsida, Malvales, Malvaceae. Gene Ontology annotation, biological process: folic acid metabolic process; tetrahydrofolate interconversion; L-serine catabolic process.